AUGGACGCCCUGUUCGCGGCCGCGGCCUCCUGCCCGCCACCGACGCCAUUCCCAGCGACCUUCUCGUCCCGAUCGCCCGACCCGGUCUUCGUCCUCCCGACCCCGACCCGCGACGGCGUCUGUGCCCCAUCUGGCUAUCCUCCUCCCUACCCCGACGCCCUCCUCCUCGACCGCAUCCCCGCGCCACAGCAUGGCCUUCCCCUCCUCGAUGCACAAAAGCCCCCUCCGUGCCCUCUCCCCUACCAAGCACCACCCCUCAUCUCCCACCACCCCCACCCAAUGGCCAUCCCCAUCUCAUCCUACUACUCCUACGCCCCUGGUGCCGAGAGCCCCGACUCCGACCGCGGCGGACGCGAGCCCUCGCCCCCGCCCUCCUCCCGCGCCAAGGACACAUCCAAGCGCACGCACCAGUGCUGGAUGUGCCACAAGGCCUUUGACCGCCCUAGCACCCUCAAGAAGCAUCUCCUCGUCCACACCGGCGAAAAAGCCUUCGUUUGCCCGUGCUGCAAACGCCGCUUUGGUGUAGCCUCCAACCUCACCCGCCACAACAAGACCUGCCGCGCCGCGCAGCCCUCCUCCUCCUCCUCAAACACGUCCACCACCCUCGCGGACGACGCCGCGUCCACCGCCGCGACCUCCGACACCGCCUCCACCCCCUCACCUGUCCCCGCCUCCGUCUCCCGCCCGUGCGCCCCGAGGAAACGCAAGUCCGAGUCCGAGGACCCGAGCGAGCCCCCGAGCGCCGACCCAGCCCUCCCUCCCUCCUCCGCCCAAUCCCAACCCCGCCCCCGCCCCCACUCCCACCCGUCCCACCCGCCCCCGACGCAGCGCAAACGCGCCCGCCGCGCGCCCUCGCCCUCGCGCUGGGUGCCCCCCAGCCUCUCCGCCUUCGACCUCACCCCGCUCACGAGCGACGCCCCGAUGCCGCUCCCGCCCGUGCACCCGUUCGGGUGCGCGAACGCCUCGCCCGCGUACGAGGAGCGCGACUCCUUCGACGAGUCCGCCGACCCCCACCCGUACGCCGCCCGCGGCUGGCGCGGCCGCCUCCCGGGCCCCGGUCUCCUCGCCGCCAACGUCACCAACACGAGCGGCGGCCAGCUCGUCAUAUUCUGA
Epithele typhae is the source of this 1113-nucleotide messenger RNA. RefSeq lists its product as uncharacterized. The record is from RefSeq and is a predicted model, not a curated record. The coding region runs from base 1 to 1113 and encodes 370 amino acids. NCBI's taxonomy places the organism in Eukaryota, Fungi, Basidiomycota, Agaricomycetes, Polyporales, Epitheliaceae. Gene Ontology annotation, cellular component: nucleus. The transcript is spliced from 4 exons.